This is a messenger RNA of Coffea arabica (coffee), 1260 nucleotides long. RefSeq lists its product as uncharacterized. The record is from RefSeq and is a predicted model, not a curated record. NCBI's taxonomy places the organism in Eukaryota, Viridiplantae, Streptophyta, Magnoliopsida, Gentianales, Rubiaceae.
AUGCCGCAUCCCGGCCACCGCUCUUUUUCCCUUCCUUCGUGCUUCAGUACCACCGCCGCCUCCGCCCCCAAGACGGUCCUUUCCGCCAAUCCUGAUCUCACCACCUCCCUCUAUCAAACUCAACAAGGCCUCUUUGGCCUCACCUGGUCCAAAGGCCCAUUCGGCACUCGUUCCCUCCACAUCUACCUCCUCCUCGACUACCACCACCUUUCUUUUCCACCGUCCCCUUCCUUCCACCUUCAAUUCAAUCCGCGCUUUACCUUCUGGAAGAAACGAGGAUCCAAAACACUUGUUGGUCUUCCAAAUACUAGCUCUACUACUGCUCGGGUGUUCUGGGAUCUUUCCCGGGCCAAAUUCGGAUCGAGACCCGACCCCGCAUCCGGUUAUUACGUCGCAAUUUUGAUCGGGGGAGAAAUGACGCUCCUUGUUGGGGAAGAGCUGCUACCGCUAUGCCAACUCCCAAGGAGCAUCGCCAGCGGCGGAGGAGGAGCUAGGCCAACUCCUAAGGAGACGGCGGCUGCCGAGAUCAGAAACCAAGUAAUGGUUUUGAGAAGAGAGCACGUUUAUGGCAACAAGAAAAGAUUAUAUUACACCACCAGAGCUAAUAUUGGAGGGGGCGAACAAGAAAUAGAUGUAUCGAUUGAUUACAGGGCUAUCGGGGGUGAAGGUGGCCCCACGCUGUGCUUUAGCAUCGCCGACAAAAGGGUUCUGCAGGUGAAGCAUCUGAAGUGGAAGUUCAGAGGAAACGAAAGGGUUGAAGGUGACGAUGGGAUCCCCCCUGUUCAGGUGUCUUGGGACGUGUACAACUGGUUAUUCGUCCAAGACGACGAUCAUGAGCUUACGAAUGGCUAUGCUCUGUUCAUGUUCAAAUUUGAGAGAAAACCGGGAGGUUUAAUUACGGAGGAGGAGGAGGAGGAGGAUGCUCAUCAUCAUCAUGACUAUUCCUACUACGACUUCCUCACCAACAGCGGCAAUUUGAAGAAGAAUGAGGUGGAGAAAAAUAAGACGUUGCAACAAGACUGCGGGGGUCUAAAUUUAAUUGGGUUUGAGACGAAGAAGAAGAAGAAGACGACGACGACGAUGAUGAUGAAAAAGGGGUUCAAGAUGAGAUCGGGAAGGAGCUGGUCUUCGUCGUCUCUGUCCUCUGUCUCCUCCUCCUCGAAUUCUACUUCUUCCGUGAUGGAAUGGGCGAGCGUGGAAGAGAAUGAGCUCAAGGGGGGUCCUUGUGGCUUUUCGCUUGUGGUCUAUGCUUGGAAUUAG